Messenger RNA from Acaulospora colombiana, 1110 nucleotides. NCBI's taxonomy places the organism in Eukaryota, Fungi, Glomeromycota, Glomeromycetes, Diversisporales, Acaulosporaceae. The record is from the annotation of a GenBank genome assembly.
GGCCUCCUGCACUGGCUAACAAGUCCAUUUCGAUUCAUCGCAAACAAUGGCUCACGAUUAUUACUCCCAAGAUAUUGGUCUCUCAAUGCUAUCAAGAGAGUAUUACAAAAGCCCAUUGUAGUUCCCGCUCGUUAUAUCGUUGAUGCCGCCACAAACGGCCCAGCCGCCAGAGCCGCAUACCUUCAACGAGUGGAGAACGAUCGUUCCAACUUUUUAGCGAUGUCUCAACUAGCGAGCUUUCAGCUAUUUCCCGACUAUAACUUCAAAUAUAGCAAGUUGGCCGAUAGAGGACUUUUCACGCUCAACCUAUGGAGACAAAGAAAGCAGAGGAAGGAGGAAAACAGGCUCUUCAAUGAUCUUUCUUCUAAAGACUCGCCAUUAUAUCCCACUUUACGAAGUGCUGCUGAUGCCUAUAUUAAGAUGACAGCGGCUGUCGCUCGAGGUGAUACCACGACUUUACCGCAGUAUGCUGGAAAGAAAUAUCUUGCAACUGUAGCAAAGCGAGCUAGGCAAGUUGCGGACAAGAAGCACAAAACCAACUAUCAAUGGCAAUUUGAGAAAUGGAUUCAAGACCCACAAUGUAUCUCUAUCCGCUCGGAUGACAUCUUUCUCUGCAAGUUAGUUGAGCAUAAGCUAUGUGGUACCAAACUGACUCUUCUUUAUCAUAAAGUCCAUGGUGGUGUCAGAACGCUUUUCGAGGGGAAAGUUGCAACACGAGACCUCGAUCGUUACUCGCAAGAACAUGGAUUCCAGAUCGAUCCCCCAAAUUUGUUCAAGAGGUAUUCGAAGGACAAGAGUUCCUCAUCAAGAGGGAUGAUGCGAUGUUACGAGAGGCCGCAACGAAAGGUGAUGCAGCAAGUGAAAACAAAGCGACCAAUCCAGUCCCUGAGUCUUCUCAUGCUUCGCAAAUAUCAGUCAAAGUACAUAACAGCUAGUCUAGAUGAGGAUUCUGCGCUUGAAUACCGAGAAGGCGCGCAUAUUUGGAAUGAAUCUCAGUCGAUGUUAACCACGAAACUGCUCAGACAAUGUUACGACACAGGGUUGAGUGGGAAUGAGGUUAUUCCUUACAGUGAGUUUAACAGAAGCAAAGAUACGCUAAUGGACGAAUAA